Cyprinodon variegatus (sheepshead minnow) is the source of this 1798-nucleotide messenger RNA. RefSeq lists its product as uncharacterized. The coding region runs from base 27 to 1526 and encodes 499 amino acids. The record is from RefSeq and is a predicted model, not a curated record. NCBI's taxonomy places the organism in Eukaryota, Metazoa, Chordata, Actinopteri, Cyprinodontiformes, Cyprinodontidae. The transcript is spliced from 11 exons.
AGACAGUCUCUCCAAGCAUAAAUGCUAUGGUUUUUAACAGUGCCCUGUCUGUAUGUGGAGGCAUUGGGUUAGGCACCAUGUUGUCUUCUGUGCUGCUGCUGCUCCUGAUCAGCGGUUCACAUGCUGCUUAUUAUGGCUUCGUUUACAGCUACUCUACUAAAGACCUUCAGGCGGGGGGAUACCCAACAGUGAUUCGCUACGUGUACAGCUUCAGCACAUGUGCAGAGGUUGAUGCACAGGCUUGUGGAGGCAACUGUAAUAAUCCAGGGGUUAUCUUGAACAAAAUUCAGGAAAUUGGUGGUGAAUGGUGUCAGAAAGAAAGAAUCUAUACCACGGUGAAUUAUGGAAGCCAGCUCAGUCCAUUUGGGUUUACAGGUGGAAACUGGACAGACAACAGAAAUGGGAUUAGUGCAUUCAGAGUCAGAAUGCAGGAUGAGGGCAGAAUCCGCUCUGAUACAGGAAAACCCAACACAUCACCUCUGACCACAGUCCUUCCUGUUCUGAGAGUUCCUUCAAACUGUAAGAAAAAUUUUAGCUUGUUGGCAUUUGACCCAGAUGGAGAUGAGGUGAGAUGCAGAUAUGCCGAGAAUAACCUAUCAGAGUGUGACAUCUGCACUCCACCGCCUGUCCUCAACCUUUCUUCAUCAUGUGCUCUGGCAUUCAGCCCCACCAGCAGCAGCGAUGAAGGUUCAUAUGCAGUACAGCUCAUGAUGGAGGAUUUUGCUGCACAGACCAUUACUGUGACUGCAGGAAAUGGUGUGCAGGAGAUGAAGAACCCAGGAGAAGUGUUCAGCAAGAUACCUGUCCAGUUUGUUUUUAAAGUGGAUCCUGCUGCACCGUCCUGCACUGAAGGUAUCUAUCUGCCCAGAUUCCUGCCUCCAACUCCAGAUAAUGGGGCCCAAAUCAGCACCACCAUCAAUCAGACCCUGGAAAUCCCCAUCAGGGCAGAAGCAACACAGUCUCUGAUUACUAACCUCCUGUUUAGUGGACCACACAACGUUAUCAGGAGCAAAUCCGGAUCUGGAAACUUCACCCUACAAUGGACGCCAUCUGACCUUCAAGGAGGACUGACUCACCCCAUCUGCUUUGUGGUCCAGGCAAAUUUGUCCGGCUCUGUCUAUAACUCUGAUCUUCGAUGCAUUUUUGUGAUGGUUGCAAACUACUCAACACCAGCUGUAACAGCAAUUGGAACCACCACAGCUUCAACGACAAUGUUUGUGCUUCCUACAACAACUAACCCACCUCAGACGACAACCAUGGUUGCACCAACUACAGUUAUAAUUCAACCUACAACCAUAAUCCAACCAACAACCACCACUUCAUCCAUUGUUUCUACUACUAACACAACACCAGACCGAGGACCAUAUUAUGUUUUUGCCCUGAAUGCAAAGAUCUCUACAACUCUGUCACUGUUAAAUGAUAAGGAUACCAUGACACAGCUGAUAAAAGAAGAACUGGUUAGACAAGGGCUGCCAUCAGCUAUCACGGUUAGCAUCUCAGAAGUAGAAACAGCAGCUGCGCCCUAGUGGUUGGUUCUCAGGAAAACAGAUGUUGCUAUUUGUUCAUUUAUACACAUGUUGUAAUAUGCUAAUAUAAUGCUACAUAUAUCGUUUUACUGUUUAGUCCUGUGUUUUUUAUUGUUCAGUUUGUUUUUUGUCUUGUCGAAAACAGAAUAACUUUGUUCAGAUUGUGUCUGUCAUUGUUUCUGUUGUUUUGUCACCUGAAACUAUUAUUGAUUAAAUAAUGUUAUGUAGUGGUCUUACAAAAUUUAGGGAUAAAAACAUGUAUUGUUGUUUCA